Messenger RNA from Betta splendens (Siamese fighting fish), 3055 nucleotides. It is a transcript of the gene krt222, whose product is annotated as keratin 222. The record is from RefSeq and is a predicted model, not a curated record. The transcript has 10 exons. Bases 353 to 1918 code for a protein of 521 amino acids. Lineage: Eukaryota; Metazoa; Chordata; Actinopteri; Anabantiformes; Osphronemidae.
UAAUCCGGGAUCAGAGACCACAAAGGGGCUCAAAGUGCUGAUGAUGUAAGCGCUCGCGCCCCGUUUUCACGCGCCGCCUGCGGGACGAGGACGGACGGGAGCGCCCCUGAGGACAGGAGGCCACGCAGGAGCUUCAGCAGCAGAGCAGCAGCACACCAGCGGCCCGUCUGCUCCGCUGACCCAGCACCCAGUGGGACGCAGACCCGUCUCACUGCGGAGGAAUGCGGCUGAGCCGCGGGGAGCGGCGCUCGGCCCGGCGUGACCACACAAACUCACACACUCCCGCUUUCGCUGCCUUGUUAAUACGUUUACUGCACGUCGCUCGUGGAAGGCCACGUUGCGUCAGGUCUCCAUGGACGCGCUGCAGGAUUCACGUGGGACCAUGUGGGGCCUGAAUGUGCGGCUGAAAAGCUUCCUGGAGCAGGUGAACAGGCUGCAGGAGGCCAACGGGAGGCUGGAGGCGCAGAUAGCGCAGUGGGGCAGCAGCCGGUCGCGCUGUGGGGACUGGACGCAGCAGGAGCAGACGGCAGAGGAGCUCCGAGCGCAGGUUGGUAAACUGCUGAUGGAGAACGCCCAGCUGGCUUUAGAGUCUGACCACAUGAGGUCCAGAGCUGCUGCCAUCCAGGCCAGGUGUGAGGUGGAGGAACAGAACACCCAGAGCCUGGAGCAGCAGGUGGCUCUGCUCAGGGAGUCCAAGGCCGCGGCGGAUCAGAGCAGCGUGACGCUGCAGGCAGGGCUCCAGCGCUCCAUGGCCGCGCUGCAGGAGAUGCACCAGGAGUUCCAGGCAGUCCGGGCUCUGCAUCUGCAGCGGCUCGGCUUCGGCUCGGCUCCGCUAGCGGCGGCCACAGCAGCAGCAGCAGCAGCAGCAGCAGGAGGGGAGGAGGAGGAUGGCACAGGGAUGGAGCUGGCCCAGCUCCUCGACCGCAUCCGAGCGCAGUGCGAGCACAGCGGGCUUCCCGGCGCGUGCCCCGGCUCCUGCUCCGGGCCCGGCCGCUCAGGGGCGGCGGCGAGCAGGAGCCACAGAGCUGUCAGUGAGGAGGACGCAGCCUGGGCCCAGGUGAGCCUGGGCGGCGCUGCCCUGAGGGAGGCCCGGGCUGAGCUGUCGGAGGCCAGGAAGCAGUGGCAGUGCCUCCAGGUGGAGAUGGAGACCCUGCAUGCCUUGGAGAAAGGCCUGGAGAGCUCCCUGCAGCACACGCAGCGCCUCUACUCCAGCCAGCUGCACCACCUCGCGCAGGUGAUCGCGGGGCUGGAGGCGGAGCUGAGGCAGGUGAGGGGCGGCCUGGCCUCCCAGCGCCAGCGCCACACAGAGCUGCUCAACACCAAGAUGAGGCUGGAGCGAGAGAUCGCCACCUACCGGCGCCUGCUGGAGCGCGAGGAGGGCCGGUACAUGGGUCGCGCGGGGCGCCCGGUCCGCGGCCUGCAGCCCUGGAGGCCUCCGGCGCCGGCACCCGAGGAGAGCGGCCCGGAGGACGGCCUCAGUGACCCCGCCGUCACUCCAGACGAGCCCAAGUCGGAGCCCCUGCCCGACAUCCCGUCGCUGCUGCCGGCGGAGGACGGGCUGCAGAAGCGCCGGCUGCGGCGGCAGCGGAGCCUGGUGGUGCUCACAGAGCCAGACGCAGACCUGCCCAUCGCCACCGUGAAGACGCAGGAGGUUCUGCAGGGCAACGUGGUGCGUGAGAGUGCAGAGGGUCACGGCACCAUCGAAACGGAGAAGAUUGACAAGGUGAUCAAGCAGUGGGAGGGCUCGUUCUUCAGAGGGAACCCCAAGCUGCGGAAGAAGUCGGUGUCGCUGCGCUUCGACCUCCACAUGGCGGCGGCCGACGAAGGCUGCGCCCAGACCAAGCAGGACAGCCUGCCGGACGUGGAGGUGCGCCUCAUCAUGAAGAGGUCCCGCAGCAUCCCCAGCAUCGCGCAGUAGCAGAGUGCCACCGCUCCCGCACCGUUCAAGCUGCUUCAUCCGGACCGUUUCCACCCAUGUGCUUGUUGCUUUCAGUGACCUCCGCAUCGCGACUGAUGUUUGAAAGUGAGACUUUACUCACGGAGCAGCGUCACUCAUGAGGCUUUUGUGCUGGUUAAAUGGGGCCACGUUCACAGUAUCAGAAAUCCCAUUCAGAUAAAUCAAAGAAAACAUGGGUCCCCUGUAACGAUUUCAGUAUAAGGUCACAAAAGAGGCCAAGGCAGGUUGUACUGAGUGUAGCACACAUGUUUAAUUCUAAUCAACGCUUAGUAGAAGCUGAGGUAGUGGAUGUGUGGACAAGUCCGACCGGCUGGGAACCAUCCUGUAAGGGACAGUGACCCAGAUGAUUUUUCAGACACCCAUCAGUACCACAUCAGUACUUACUGGAGCUGGAUCAAGGCCUGGGUAAAAACCGUCUAGACACCUGAAACCAAAACAAGCCGAGUCAGGCGGCGCGAGGGAUCUGGUCUCAGUCAGCGUUUCCUUCAACGGCACCUGUUACAUGUACACUCUCAGGUGCACAGACCUCGUCCGUUAUCGUUACUAUUCAAAAGCAGCUCCUGUGGUUUAUUUGACGUAUUUACAGCCAAAAUGAGAUAAAUGAGUUUAAUAUUUUGGGAAAUUUUAUGUUUUAUUGAUUUUUGUGAUGAGCUAAAUUAAACGUAUUCAUUCUGAUCAAUCCUAUUAUGACAAUGUGGACUAGGCCUAGAGCCUCAGUAUUUAUUCCACUUCCCCACCUGAAUGAUUUCACUAUGUGUCUUUUAAAGUCUUUGCAUCUCACCGGAGAAAAAUAAAGUUGCAGCUGCACUGGACGCGGCGCUCGGCGCGGCGGCGCCGGGUCUGGACGCUCCCAGGGAGUUUCCCUGCCUCAGCCAGAAGAGUGCAGCAUCUGUAAAUACUGCAGCGCUCACACGCCUCAACAGGAGUUUUUAAGGCUUAGAAGCUGAAAUGAAUGCGGUGUUGUUCAUUUGAAGGCGUUAACUAUGCAGCUCCGCGCUUGGGUUUGCUUUGCGUCCUGAGGCACGCUUCAUUUUGGGCUCAAUGAAGCUUUAUGCUUUUCUCUAUCUCAUUUCAAAUAAAAAGGACAUGUGCAUUGAU